This is a messenger RNA of Porites evermanni, 21848 nucleotides long. NCBI's taxonomy places the organism in Eukaryota, Metazoa, Cnidaria, Anthozoa, Scleractinia, Poritidae. The record is from the annotation of a GenBank genome assembly.
UUCAUUUGAAUAAUUGGGCUUCUAAGGCUUGCUGCAUGCAUAUUUCAUAAUUCCUUACAGCAAAAAGCGUGACAUUGGUAUUGAAGGGCAGCUGCUUCGCCAGUCGUAGUACGAUUGCAGCAAGGUUCAGACAAGGGUGUCAGCUGCUUUUAUUCCUGUUGCCUAACUUGUUAAUCUCACCGGACACCUUUCUCAGUCGGUCGUUUAAUUAAGAUGACAGAAUCCAAAGCCCCUCUUCACCAACUGGAAGUAGGUGGCGAACCGAAAGUGAAGUCAGGGAAAGGAGCGUUUACUGGUUUAUUUUUGGACAAAACCAAGCUAAUAAUUCUUGCUGUUGUAAUCUUGGUCCUGUUGAUUAUAAUAAUUGUCUUAGCUGCAGUUCUGGGCCACGAACAAGCAAAGAACAGAAGAGACACGCCGGAUAAAACGCGUAAGUAUAUAUAAGUAUUCACAAGUAUUCAAGUAUUCCGGCACUCGGCGAUGGGAGGUAUUUCAACCCAAUAUCAGUUUUCAAGUUAGAGGAGAAACAAAAAAUGGACGAGUACUUAAAUUAUCCUUCAAUGCUCAGUGCAAUUAGCUUGUCUUAUAGCGCCAGUCACUGUUUACCUCAAAAGUUUUUACUUUACUCAUGAUAUUUUGUCAUUAAAAUUUGAUCGUAGAAUGGCUGAAUGGUCACACACUUUUUAUCCGUAACGAACACCCAUGGGUUGUUCUGAUUCGAAAAAAGAAAAGAAAAAGAGAGAUUUGGAAGUCGAUCGUCGAAGCCUCAUAACUAUUAUUUAGUGUGCAGAUAGAUGGGGUGAAAAGGGAAUGUCAGGAAAUUAAAAUUGGCAUUUUUAAAUUCAAAAUUGUCGUUAUAUUAUUUGAUUUUCACGCAAAGGAGUAAACAAGCAGGUUGUUAAUUUGCAUUAGGAUCAUUCGAAAUCAAGACUAAAGCACGAAACACUUCAUCACUCUUUCACGUCGACUGAGCUUACAAUUAACCGAUCGGAAACAACCAGAACCUGAAACCGUUCGCCGCGCGAGGCUGCAUCAAUCACAAAUUCUAACAAAAUAUAACUUGUGAGCAUUAUUUCCCAACAUGUGUUUAAUUGUUUUCUGCCGGCCCUUAUCAUGCUGUAAGUUUAAGUAUAGUUUGUACCGGCCAAGGCCCAGUCGCUACAUGUCAGAUAACGAGCCCUUUCUAAGUCAACAGGCUGUCAAAGCGUUAAGGAUCAGUCGCGUAUAGAUGUUAUGGUUCCUGAGUUUUAUUCUUAAAAAUCUCAUGCUUAUUGCUUUUAAAUUCUAUCUUCCGUUGUUGUUCAAGUACAGUGUUGUUCAAAUAUUUGAAAAUGAUCGGUAAAAUAGUUAUGGAAAAAUUUUAACUGGGAUAAAGUUAUGUUCGAGCGAUGUUUUUAAAAACUAUUUUUUAAUUCCCAAAAACGAUUAAUACCUUUUACUGACCUUUGGCACCUUUCUCGAAUGUCCUAGUAAUUUUUGGGCCCGGUUACCUAUUUCACCUUUUCAGAUCGCAGCUUUGCUGAAAAAAAUGCGGAAAAAGCUCUCUAUUAGGAAGGAAAGUAGGCAGCUACCUACUGGUAUGGCGCCUGGUUUUUAGAUUAGACCUCGUUAGAAGGACGGGACAUAAUGGCCCUAGAAACCUGCCUCAACAAGCAGGCAAUAUUUUCUAGUGUCACUGAGUUGUCAAUUCGCGUUCCAGUCAGGGAUGUUGUGUUGGGAAAUUUCAAUUCUUAUAUAGUUUCUAUUGAGCAUACAAUUUACUAAUAACUUCAUUUUAUGUUCAUGUUCAUUUCCAUCCCAACCAAUCUGUACUUAAAGCCAGCUGAAACUUUUUAAACAAAUACGGCCGUUGAUCUUCAUGAGGUUUACCGGCAGUGCUUUACCCAUUUUCAGUUUGCCCACAAAACGCUUUUGCCGAAACUCUCUUUAUAGUGAACAGUUUCAUGUAAGCGUAUAGUGUCGAAUAGAGAAACAGUUAGUUGUCUCUUUAUUUCUAAAUAACCUGCAUGGGUAGACAACAGGCCCUGCGGUCCCAUGAGUUUUUUGAACCGCAGCCAAUUUAGUUAGACUUCGACCCCAUAACCAGCCCAGUUUGAUUACCCCAGAAGUGGAGCUUUUUUCCCCUAACCUGCUGGAGCAGAGCGUUUCAUUCAAGUUUUGACAAUGAAUUUUAGAAGUUAUGACAGAAUGGAAAGCACUCAAUUUCAUUUUUUUUUUUGUCCUUUUCAUUCUGAAUUAUGUAUCUUGUUAACACAUACUUAGCUGACAAAAAAGAAGAAGUGAGUCCUACACAGUCUACCGGUCCUACCACUCCCGGAACUGAACCAUGGUGGCAAAUCCGUCUUCCGGUGUAUAUCAGACCCAAGCAUUAUAACCUCAUACUAUACAUUGAUCUGAGUAAGCCUAACUUCAAUGGCAAGGUGGAUAUUCUAACCAAUGUAUCGAAAUCCACGCCUUAUAUACUCCUACAUAGCAGAAACUUGAAUUUCACCACGGUUAAAGUCCAGAAGGAAUCUGGAGGUAGGUAGUGAUUAACAGCUAUUUUGUAUGACAAUAUUUUAAGAUAUCCGGGUUAUUCAUAGAUUAGAAUACACGCGAUGAUAUUCCUGAGUACCAUAAUCCUGGAAAAAUAAGAACUUGUCUACUUGCCCUUAGCUAAGAAUAUUCGAGUGGAUCUCAGUUAAUUUCAACGGUGUCAUGGAAAACGUGGACUGGACAAUUCGCUGUUGUAGCCUUUUUAUUUGUGGGAUAUUCGGGGUUGAAAUAGGACGGAAAGCCUAAAUGUAUAACUAGAAUUGAUCCAAAAGGUCUAGAUAGCAGCAACAAUAUAGAUAGUCGUAUAAACAUAACAACUUUCUUUAAUUUUCCAGACAUGUUUCGACGGUACAUGUUUAGGUACAUGUUUCGGUACAUGUUUCGACGGUACACUGAAGAUGACGGAUGUACCGUCGAAACAUGUCUGGAAAAUUAAAGAAAGUUGUUAUGUUUAUACGACUAUAACUAGAAUUCCUGUGCAAGGCAUUUUAACACUCGUAGGGUUACAGAGUCUCUUAUCUUUUUGAUAGGACUAUUCUUUGUUUUUGCUUUGGUUGCUUUCUUGUUUUUACUGGUUUAUGUUGCUUUGUUUGUUUGGAAAAUUUUAAAUCCAUCCUGCUUUGUUGCUCAAUUAACAUUUAGUUACCUAAUUAACAUUUAGUUACCUAAUAUUUCAGAUUCAAUCCCAAUCAAGCGACACUUCAAGUUCGAAAAGAACCAGUUUCUUGUUAUAGUGUUGGAAUCAUCUAUUGAUAAAGGCAUGUAUGUUAUAACAUCGGAGUUUUCAGGAGAGUAUGCAGCUGACCUGAGAGGAAUGUAUAAGGCGUCCUUCAAAUACAAGAACGGCACUGAUUCGUAAGUGUUCUGUAAAGAUUUAUUUUUUAUUAUUCUUUUUUUAAAAUUCAUCACAGUAAACUAUCUUCUCAUCAUGGUUAAACAUUAACGCCAUGGAAAAUUUAUUUAAUAUAUAUUCAUAAUAAAUUUAUUUUUGGUAAUAGCAAUAACGUUGUCGUACAAAAAAAGCACAAAAGGGGACUUAAUAUUUAGCCAUUGAAAUUAAAUUUUGAUAUUUUACUAAUCAUGAAAAGCACUAUUGCUAUUCUAAAUACUACUUCAAUUUAACAUUAACAGCGCUCUCUGAGCCUAGUUAGGUCACAGACGUUUUACAAUACCCUGCUUGUACCAUUUUACAGAUUUAACUCUCUCGCUCUCCACCUGCCAUCUAAACGCCUGCAAAAGGCUAACCAUAUAACAGAGAUUUUAAAAUGCCCUUCUGAUACUAUUUUACAGGGAGUUUGCAAUGCCCUGCCUAGACUAUUUUAAAGAGGUUUUAUAAUUCCGUGCUAAUAACAUUCACAGAGAUUUUAAAAUACCCUUCUUAUAUCAUUUUACAGACGAGGUUUUAUAAUGCCCUUCAUAUACCGUUUUACUUGAGAUUAUAUCGUAUCCAUUGUAUCUAGUUAUGAAUUUAAGUUAUUAAAUUACUGUACAUAUGAAAAGUAAAAAAAGACUAGGCACUUGACUAGACAAUUAUGAUGAAUAUUACUAAAAGAAUAGGUUUUAUUAACUAUUAAUUGAGGACCUCAUUGACUAUAGAUCUAGCUGGACCUACAAUUGUAGCUAGACCUGAACAAGGUCUAAGCUCAACAUUAUACACUACUUACUAUGCAAGUUUUUACGAAUAAAUAUAUGGAUUGCCGUCAUUUUUUAAUCAUUGGUACUUUCAACACCGAACGUCAGGUUUUGUAAGUUUGGCAUGCCCUUUCCGAAUAUUCAGGUCUUGCGGUGAUAAUAUAUACAGUCUCUUUUCCACUGCCACUCAUCAGAUCUUGUAGGUUUGACACUGGCUAUAAGAGGACUUUAUCCCCCUUCUUUAACAAUUACAACUGUAGGCAUUUAAAUUUAAAAUGAUAAUCUCUUUUUUUAGUAUCAUUUUAUUGUUUAGACUUGAAAAACUAUUUAAUUUGCUGUCAGUGAUAAAUCAUUUUGUUAAUUGUAUUCUUUAACUUUUUUUUAAUAGUUUGUCGCAUUUUUUUGACGUUGUAGCUAUUUGAAUUUCUAUACACUUCAUUACAAUAACGUUGUCAUACAAAAAGCAAAACAAAAAUCAAAAAAGCUAAGAGGGCCUAAUUUAGUAAUAGCCCAUUAAAAUUACCUAUGGAUAUUUAGAUUAUUCUGAAAACAUUUUGUAGUACAGUAUAUUGUGUUAGAAUGAAAGCAGUUGAGUUAAGAGAAAGUUAAUAGUUGCCACCAUAAGUACGUUUUAUGCUUCACCCUCUCGUCCAAUCAUAAUAAGUGUACGCCUCUGUUAUUCCUAUUUAGCUUUUUCUCUAUUUGUUUUGUUGUUUUUGUUUUUGUUUUCAUUUUUCCAUAACAACGUUAUUGGCUGAUUAAGAGUAUGCAAUUUGUUAUCCAUUUGUAUUUAUGUCUAUUUUAUAAAGCCCAUUCUAUAUACGGUUUACUAACUAUUUUAUUUUUAACAAUAAUUUUAUUGCGCAUUUCAUGUGUAUGUUAACUGCACUUUACAAAUCGUAACAUUUGUAAACAUUUAGUUAUAAUAACUACAGGGUGUCCCAAAAGUUCGUUCCUCUAAUUUCAUGCGCUAUAAAUUUUGAUCAAAACUAUAUUUUCACACGAAAUUGCUAGAAGAUGUUUAUUUCUCUAUCAAGUACAUGUAUUCAGAAUUUCAGUAACUGGCAUGCCCUUUUUGUUUUUUUAUCACAUUCUGUAGCCGUUGCGGCAUGAAUUGAGAUACAGCGUGUAGACCCACAAAUGAUCCGUUUUGAGCAUUUUUAUCACCUGGUGCGCAGGAUCCAGUUCAGCCCCCAAACAAAAUUUGUUUACUUUAGGCAGCUGAAAAAAAUAUAUAUAUGUAUAUUUUGGGCAUUCAUCCAAAAAAGAUAAUCAUCCCGGCCCCCUUCCACAGCAAGGCUUUUGUACUUCUUUACAAAUUUGAAACAAGCUAGGCGUUAAUUGGCAGACUAAGCAGAGGGUUUUUUGCCAUCACAGGGGCCUCUAAUUUUAAAAAUUUCAAACAUUUUUUCACGACCCUUUUAUUUGGCUUGCUAACUAUGUGAGACUGAGUUUCCUUGUCGAGUCUCCUAUUUUGUAUCUAGCCUUCUUUAAAACUAUUCUAGCUGCUUUAUUCAGGGCUUUUGGUCUUCCCCUUAGUUUCUUGCCUUCAAAACCUUCAUUUCUCCAUGAUCAUUCAACCACCCAACAUUCGGAUUUUUCCAGUUUUUUUUAGCAAUUUCUACAACAGAUAAGCCAGUAAAUCGAAGUAUGCAGCUGAACGUUUUUCCGUUAAGGGGGUUUAUCUUCAGUGAUAUUCACAAAAAAUAAGGAAGGAGUUCGAGCAAUUCGGACUAUGAAAUACAAAACAUACUACUAUACUAGCGCACGCGCAACUUUGACGCGGAAGUACACAAAUCGAAUAUUCGAGUCAAAAGAUGGCACAACAAGUAUGAAAAUAGUGAAUUAUAUUGAAAGACACAACUUUUGUUGAAAUGUUUUCCUUACCAAGUCCUAUCGUACUGAAAUACAGACUUAUAAAGUACAGGAACGAACUUUUGGGACACCCUGUAUAAUAUUGUUAAGAACUGUCGAACAUAUAGACAACGGUAGAGUGUUGUUUAAGUACUUAUAGUAGUAAAAAUGUACCACCGUGUUAUUUAUAGUUCGAUUAUUUGGCAAGUAAUGUUAAUCUUUCUCGUUAGGCAUUUCUCUGCUACUCAAUUCCAACCUUUAAGGGCUCGGAAAGUGUUCCCAUGUUUUGACGAGCCGGCGAUGAAAGCGACCUUUAACGUGAGCCUUGUUCAUGACCCGAGUCUAAUCGCGUUGUCAAACAUGCCUAUCUACAAAAGCGAGGUAAAGGAAGGCUGGAAAUAUGACCAUUUUGAGAAAACAAAAAAGAUGUCUACUUAUCUAGCAGCCUUUGCCGUUGGUGACUUUAAGUACAAAGGGACAAAGACAGACAAGGGAGUUGAUGUGAGUUAGAGAUUUAUAUUUAUUUAUUUAUUUUUUUCAAAAUGUGUUGCAAUAUGUCUGGCCAUUAGUUUCCAAGUAUUUAAGAAAUAGACUUCUUUAGCUUGUAUGUUUUGUUUUCUCAAUGAAGGCUUCAGGGAAAUUUAUAUGGUAAAAUGAAAUCAAUAAAAUGUAUAAACUAAAAUUUAUAAAACAAAUGCUGCGAACAUAUGCACAAGGGGAAUAUGGAAUUUGAUGAGAUGAUACAGUUAUCUUGAGACGUAUUAUUACAAAACCUACAUUGGGGAAACAAAACAUAUAAGCGAUAUAUGUCUAUUGAAGGAAAUAUUAGUUUGAAAGAGAAAAAUGCAAAAGAGAUGAUAACAAUUCAUUUACAAUGGCUAAGGAUGGAAGAGAUUAACAUGGAUUAAAACGACAACUGUGAUAAGAAAAAAAGACUUGUUAUAAUUUUAACAAGCUGCUGAGACUAUGACGGAUUUUCCUUUAAUCUAUGAAGCUUCAGGGUAUGAGAAUGACUUAAGAGUAUUUAGUAUACAUACUCAAAUUCUUCACAUUCGUUUUCUUUGUAGAUCAGGAUGUACGCUCGAGCGGAAGUUCUGGAUCAAGUGGACUACUCAUUAAAUGUAUCAAAGCAAUGCAUGGCGUUCUUUAAAGAUUUUUUCGGUGUUGCUUAUCCGUUACCAAAAUCAGGUGCAGUUCUUUUAAACUUAAAGGGCGCUUUCCAAAAGUCAGAGCUGGCAAGGCCAAACCGGUCACUUUGAAAAUGCAGUAGGCUUUUCCAUGGGUUUUGCUGGUCGUGCAUCACUAUUUUAGGAUUUGACUGAUCUGGCUGAACAGUUUUGAUAAAAAGUGAAAUUCUGACUACGACGGAAAUGGUCCCGCCUGUCAGUUCUGACAAAUGAAGAGCGCCUUAAGAUCAAGAAUAAUGAUCAAGAGUCAGUCUGAUCUCAACGGUAACGUUUAAUGCAUUCAUUGUUUCCUCAGACGGAAUCGGCCUACCCGUGUUUGGACCAGCAGGUAUGGAGAACUGGGGCCUUAUCAAAUACCGAGAGACAGGAGUGUUGGUCAAAGAAGGAGAGACCUCAUCAUCUUCACGAGAGGGAAUCGCAAGAUUGGUUGCACACGAAGUAGCACAUCUGGUAAAGCCAGUGUUAUUAGUUUUGUUAAAUAAGUUGUGGACAUGUACGAACACCCAUUUAGGUGACAGUCGACGAAAAAGUUGAACAUAAAGUGCGAUAAGUCAAUGAAGCGCGAGCUGUAAAUUACCAUACAAACACGUCCCCUUGGAAAGUGGCUAAAGACGCCAAUUUAGGAUUUGGAAAGUUCUCUGGUAACCAUUUUUCCUUUUUUUUAUUUACUCAUAUCUUUUCUUUUUUUAGGAGGGGCGUGGCCGAGUGGUCAGCGCCUCGGACUCGCAAUCAGGUGGUUCCGGGCUCGAGCCGCUUUAGCCACUUUCCUGGAUUUGUUCUCGGUCGUCCCGAAUUGAAAUCCUCGGCCACGCUUGUGAAUAGCCAACUGAUUGCCUCCUUCCAGUUGGGGUUUUUAAUCCUUUUAUGUGCACUUUCCACAAUAAACAAGCCUUUAACCUUUUUUUUUUCGCACUUCUGCUGAUUUUCUGUUGGGGAUCCAUUCCUGUAAUCAAGGUCUUUUCCUAUGGUCCUUAAGGAAUAUUUGAAAAUUCUAACUAAGCUAAAUUAACUUGUCUAAGGAAAAUAUUCGGUAUGGAAUAUGAUAGAACGUUGAAAAAGGUAAGUCUAUCUCGAGGAAUUGGACCUCGAACUGGUCCGCUGAAUCAUAUCAAAUUGCCCUUCCUUCCUUGUACAUUAUUAAUGGCAGCUCCUUCUAAAACAUUUUUGCAAUUUUUUUUGUUACUUGCUGUUUCCAGUGGUUUGGUGACCUUGUUACCAUGGAAUGGUGGAGUGAUCUUUGGCUGAACGAAGGAUUUGCUACCUACGCUGGUACUAUUGGUGUGGAUCAUAUUCAUCCCGAUUGGAAAAUGGUAAGUGGAAUGUGACUGAGCUCUUAAACAUAAGAUUACAUAGCACACUCGAGCUAUAUAAUUUAUAAAACGUGCAUUCGAAUAUUCAUAUCUGAAAACCGAACCGUAGGCAGUCACUUUUCAUCCCUUUAAGUUUGGGAAAAACUUACGUGGAUGUUGUAGAAUCAAGGAAUCAAGGGGAGUGGUGGGCGGGCCGGGGUGUAAUUAGGGACUUUUAGUUACUUAUUGUUGAAACCGGUGGAUACUUCGGAUUUAAAGAGAUGGGUAUGCCGUCGAAUGGGAUCAAAAAUCUGAAAAAAUCCCUACCACUCCCAACAGAAACCCCCCUCCGAAAAAAAUCCCUGAAUCAAACAUUAUCCCUAAAUGCCAAAAUUUGCGUUUGCGACGAUAAUUAUAAAGCUAGGCAGUUAAAACGAUGGAGAAAGGAUUGAAGCCUUUGUGGAUAUACUGCACCCCUGGAAACAUUGAAGAGUAUUCUAUAACCCGUUUAAAUUAGAACAGAUGUAAUCAAUGUAUUGUUAAAUACAAGAGAGAACAAAAAACGUAAGUGAGUAUGGACUGUCCAAUAAGGAAAUAAAAGUGGCCAUGUUGGAUUGUUGGCCGGGUCAGUUCCUUUUCUGAAGCUCCAAAAUUGUUUUCUCUUCUGUUGAAUUAGCCGCAGCUUGUUCUUUCAUCUCCAAUAAAGUGAAUAAAAAAGAGAGAAUUAGAACACCGCAUAUUUCGAUUUUUUUUUUUCACUCGUGAGUUUGGGUAAUGCAAGGCUGCGUGAUCCUGAAAGCAGCUCAGUUGUUUGCGCUUCCUCAAUUUUUGCAGCUCAAUUGCUUUUCCUUUAAUUUUCUCUUCACCUAUGGAAUGGCAACUGGCGGUCAUUCAGUGUUUCCAAAUAGAGUUAUCACUAAGUUAUUUCAACUAUUGAGAGCUUUAUGUCUUCGUCCUAGGUUGACCAGUUCAUAGCUCGUGCUGUGCAGGAUUCUCUGGAUCUUGAUGGACUGGCAAGUUCUCACAAAAUCAGGAUACCAGUAAAUGACCCUCUGAAAAUCGGAGAUGCAUUUGACGCUAUAUCAUACAAAAAGGUGUGAGGAAUGUACUCUUGAAAAUCAGUAAAUUAUUUCGCCAACUCUUAUUUUCCUUUCCUCGAAUUCUCGUUGUCCCUUCCGUUUUAGGUGUAAUAGAAAUGUUAAUAAAUUAAAUGAAUAUUUCUCUACAGCAUACGAAAAGUCAUAGCAGGAUAAAUUUAAGGUGAAAAUUUCUUGACGGAUCGUCCUAACUUGCUUAUCAACGAUGUUUCGCAUUUUUCCCCACGGCAUAGCAUGGCAAAAAUCUCGUGAAAAAUGCCCUGCACAAGAGCCUCAGUGGCAAGGUCGUCAGUUCAUGCUUUGCUUUUGAAUGUCGCUGACUCACUGUUUCUUGGUUUUGUUUAAUUUAAUUUUGUUUUGUCUUUUUUUGUUUAUAUCUGUUUAUAGGGUGGUUCUAUCCUGUUGAUGCUGCAUAACUUUUUAGGAAAUGCAGUAUUCCGUGACGGACUCAAGGUGUGUUUGUUUUGGUUGAAAAAGUAAAGGAAUUAAACACGUUAUUCUCCUCCUGACAGCUCUUUGGAGAUCUACAGCACGCGUGCAUACAUGUAUGUCCCCUAGCUCCCUUUGUUGUACGCGGGACAUUGGCUUCUAUUCUUCGUAUGAGAGGAUCUGUCGAUUGUUUCGAAGCAACGGAAUAAUGCAUGCACAAAUUAACUGAAUAGAAACUGCACAGAUACGCGUCAUUGUCCUCUCUUGACUGAAGACUAAGUCCCAGAUUAGUUGUAAAGAAACAUUAGUGUUAAAUUCUCUGAAUCUUUCCAUGGUGAACAAUUAAUCUCGUCACCUUUAUCCCCAUAAAUGCAAACUUUUAGGUAUAUCUUAGUCUCGUUUAGUUCUUUUCUUUUUUUACAUUCAAACUAUUUACUAAAGUACUUUGAACAUGAUGGACAACCCUUGAAACCUUACUAACUUAGCUUUGAUUUUGUAUUUGUUUCUGUUCAUUUGUUUUAUCUAGCGGUAUCUCAAUAAACACAUCUACGGUAAUGCAGACACUGAUGAUUUGUGGGACGCAAUGGUUAAGGUGAUUACUAGUCUUAUGCUUUGUAUUCUUUAGUUAAUAUAACCUUAACUUGACUUCAUAAAAGCAACGGAAUGAAUGAGUAAUAUAAAUAAUCAAAUUAAUGAUUAAAUAUAUUUAAUCAAUCGUACCCUAAUGAUGACCUGGUCUCGAAAACGUUUGAAUUUUUCUUUUUUAAAUAUAUAGUACAUUUUUAGUUUUUUUUAAAAGUUUAAUCAACUUUCCGCUUUUUUUUUGUUAUUUUCGACAACCACCUUUUAUAACGUUGAACUUCUCUACAACGGCCACUUUGUAUACAACGACCGUUGAAGAGAAAUCGACGUUGUGAAGCGGUGGCCUUUAGUGGAGGCCAAAACAUUCUCUUUAGCUCCUUGUGGUUUUUUUGAUGCUGUGCGUGGGCCAUAUAAACAUAAAUGUUAUAACAUUAAUAACAUCGCGACGUAAUUGACCAAUCAGAUCAAUAACCAGAGUAUAAUACUAUGAACGGACGUGAUACAACUCACUUUGACUCUGAAGAUGACUACCGCACAGGUUGUCGAAACGUCAGUCACUGUCAUCAACAACAGUCCUAUUCAGGACUACGUUCACCCGGACGAUCAAACUCAACCUACUUUAGAAAUGACUCCCUGUUCAAACUUUUCACAAAGUAAGUUAUGUUUAUAACUUGGAGAAAUGUUACGGAGAAGUAUGAAUAAAUUGUUCAUUUUACCGUCAGGCUGCAGGAAACUCGACUGUCAAAAAUGUGAUGGACACUUUCACAAAACAGAUGGGAUAUCCAGUGGUCACCAUUACUAAGUCUAAUAAACCGAACACCUACUUGGCGACACAAGACCGCUUCUUGUAUUAUAGAGAUUCAAAGGCGAACUAUUCCAGUUCCCCAUAUGGGUAGGCAAAAAUAGAUACCGUAAAAUUCCGAAUAUAAGCCCCUCCAUGUAUAAGCCCCUCCAAACUGGUAACGCAAAAAAACCUCCGUUAAAUCGCCCCUCCAAACAUAAGCCCCCCCCUCCGGGGGGGGGGGUGUACUGGAAAAAUUGCCCUUAAAUACAAAGUAAAACAAAGAAAAACGGUAAAUUUAAUUCCAACUCAGAAGGCUAGCCUAAUCGAUUUUGAAACGCAAAUUUCACUCCGUAGAUAAGCCCCUCCGAAUAUAAGCCCCUCCAAAAAUAAGCCCCUCAAAAAGGGCCUUCGAAAAAUUUAAGCCGCGGGGCCUAUUUUCCGAAUUUUACGGUAUUUAUAUGUAUUUAUAUUAAGUUGGUAUCCGAUCCCCUGGUAUGGGCAGAUGACAUCGUUUUGUCCACAAACAUGAAAACUUUGUCUAGCUGGCCACGCCACGUUUGGAUACAAACUCGUUUGUGAACCGUGUAAUAACUUCAAACUGAAGUAAAAGAAGUACUGUUUCAUUUCUUUGGUUAAUUUUUUUUUAAAUAUACAACCACAUAAAGAAUUUAAACCUACGCUCUUGCAUUACAUUACUCCUGAGGGAAUCAAGCAACAGUGUUUUGUGCGUUAUCAUGAUAUUCUGGCGGUGGUGGAACUGCGUUAUUGGUAUACAAAGUUAGGUUGAAAGCAAACUAGAAUGAAAAAGUUGAACAGAAUUUUUCUCGUUCCAGGAUAGGGAAUCCAAGACAGUUUUGAUUCUGGAAUCCACGGCGUGUAUUCCAGAUUCCAGGUACCGGAUUUCACUGAGUCUAUGUCAGUGGAACUUAGGGUCUGGAUUUCAGUCUUUGGUAGGAUUCUGCUAUUCCCAUAGCUGUAUUCCGGAUUUCAAAGCCCAGUAUUCCGCAUUCCACAAGUAUCAUUUUUCCUGAUUCCUGCAGAUUCCACGAUUCAUCCGGAUUCCCUCACAUGGGGCGAAUCAGCUCGAAUCUUUCUGUGUACAUUACGUAUUUAGAAUACCAAGCGGCUGAAUGAUUUCCAUCUGUCAUGAGGUUUUUACGUGGUUUUUGCUUUGUCGUAAUGCAGGAAAAGACUCUGACUAAAAUGGUUUAGGACCAGUAAUUGGGAAAGAUAUGAUGGCCGAUCCGGCUACUUGUUUAAGUUUUUAAUACUCAUGAUCUCAUAACUCCUUUCCUUUUAUAUCAUAGGUACAAGUGGACAAUACCGUUUUCGUACUUCACAGGAGCUAGCAGAACCACCAACCCUCCAAGCAAGACUAUGUUUAAGAUAAUCGAAGGCAAUCAAAGUAAGAUAGCCUUUUUUUUAUUAAACAGUGCUUCUUACAGAUGGAAAAACGUUUUACUUAUCAUCUGACAAAUUUGUCGCCGCCAGGUUAAUAAUAAGUAAAUAUGACAAAAGUUGACAAAAAAUACUGUUUUUUUAGUUGAAAUUUCUUGGGAUGGAAGCGGAUGGAUUAAAGCAAACAUAGGGCAGACGGGGUUCUAUCGGGUCAACUAUGACAAAGGCACAUGGACUGAAAUAGGAUUGCAACUCAACUAUCAUCAUAAGGUAACUAUAAUCAUAACAUUUUUGGGGUAAAACCAGACCGAACGAGCUGGCAUCUAAUUAAAAAUUAUUCCUCAAGGCCGAAUAGAUUCUGAGUCAAAAGCUUCGGCCUCAUGGUCCAUUGACUCAGAGGCCAUGAGGGCGAGAGGAAUAAUUGCUUUAGUACUGAAAAUCCAACUAGUUGGUCAAAAAUAUCGAGACGAAACAACUUUAGCUAGCAAAACGCGAUUCAGCCGCCAUUGUUUUGGUUUUCAAAGCCGACCCUUUUCGCUACUAGCGGGUUAUAACAUAUAGCCUAAAAGUAGCUCAACCAAUCAGAACACAGCAUUGAUGAUAAACCAUUGGUUGGAUUUUACUAAAUAUAAAUGGUUGAUCCCACAAUGAGCGAUUAACUUUAAAUAGUUACCCUAAACUGAUAAUCUAUUCGUUACUUUGUUUCGUCAUUUAGUGAUAACAUUAUGCACUUCUUUUUAGCAGUUGUUCAAAACAUUUUUGGAAAGACUUCCCUUCAUAAUUGUUACAGGUUUAAAAAAAACGAAGAUAUAAAUUAAGGACUAACCAAACCUGGUAGUCACCCGCGGUUUACCCUAUGGCUGAUACAGUAACUGUUCUUCAAACAAUUCUUCUUCCGAACGCGAUUAUCUUUUAGUGAACUCUGAUCAAGAAGUCCUAUAUUAUUAUUAUAUCAAUAUUAAAAUAGAUUAAAAACACCUAUUACUUUAUUUGCAGAUAUUCAACGCAACAGAUCGGGCCGGGCUCAUUGAUGAUUCUUUUAACCUAGCAAGGUAAAAGAAUGUUUAUUUCUUCAAAUUCAUACUAUUUUAGGUGAAAACAAAAGUCCUAUUAAUAUCAUUUGCACUUAAUAUGACUUUUCUAAAUCUUUUGAAUCCUAAUUUUACAUUUAGAAGGAAAAUAUAUGUCUACUUAUUCAUUUUUAUUCUUUUCUUUUUUUAGGGCCAACCUUCUAAAUCACACUGAACCGCUUACCUUAUCCACGUAUCUAAGCAAAGAAGAAGAUUAUGUUCCCCUGUUAGCAGCUAUGAGGAAGUUUUCAGCAAUAAUGAAAAUUCUACCGCCCACUGUACCAGCUUACAAAUAUCUUCAGGUAAUGGUUUUCACCAAAGAGCCAUUAGUAGUAUAAAGUGCACCGGCUACUCCAGUUUUCAAGGCAGGAAGAAACGACAGGGGCCUUUUUCGCGGGCUUAUCAUCUUAUUACGAUAACAUCACGUGCUAUUCUCGUAGUUUAACCAUGCAACUUUAACUUUAAAUAAUACUACUCAGUUCAGAAUAAAGACAAAAUGUGAUUACUUAUAUAAUAAUGAGUUCCACAUUCAAAUAAGCGCUUCACUUCGAAAUUAGUAUCAGUCCUUCUCGCUUCAGAAAGCUGAAACACUUCAAGGGCACCAGUAUCAGAGCUUUAAGUAGCUUAUGUCACAAAAAUCCAAAAUAACGGGCUACCACUUCGUAAGGUUUAAGAAGCCGAUGUUCUUCAACGUUAAAUUUCACUGCUAACCACUUAGCGUUUUAUCUGAAUCAUUACUGUUGAUUAAAUUCUCAGAGAUUCGUUAGAGAGUUAACCAAAUCCCAAUACGACUCACUUGGAAUUAAAGAUCAGGGAACGCAUUCAGAAAGGUUCGUGGAAAAUUUAUUUUACUACAUAACCAGUAUAGGUCGCUUCCUAUAAGGAUAGUAGCCAAACAUAAGCCCGCUCUGUUGUACACUCAGUUUUGUAAAACGGUAUGGUGGUGUCUGAUUGGUUACCAGCCUUUUUAACGAUUUAUACUACUUUUGUUGAUUUCGUUGUUGAAUGGAUAUGGAAAAAAAUGUGAAUAAUGUGGAGAAACUUCUUUUAGGCCCGUUGAAUAGGAUGAGAUCGCCAUAAAGGUGAAAAAAAAUUUGAAUUCAAGCCAUUUCACUAUAUAGGCAAGAGCGAUGCUUCUCUUCAAUUGAGACUGUUUAUAGAGACAACCAUAUCAGAAAGUCAAAUUAACUUAAAAGUGGUGACUUAGAUAGAAAAAAAGGAGCGGAGGCAUCCCUCUUUUAAAAUAGUUCUUUUUUUAAUUAAGUUACUUUAUUAUUCAUUCAAAAUAUUUCUCCGUUUCUUGUUGGCUAAAAGCGCAUGCAUUAAUAAUUCACCAUAACCAGCUUCUCUUGACCAAAUUUGGAAGAACUUUGCGAUUAAUCAACCGAUGACGUCAAAAGUGAAAGCACAGUUGCAGGUUAACGCACCGUCAACCGAGGAGACCUGGGGACGAGGUUGAGUUGUCUUGGUUGUGAGCAUACUGCGGAACAUUUUACUCGUUUCAGGACGAAGUAUUGUCUAAAAACAUAGCAAAAAGAAAACUCGAUAGACAACAUCUGCUAUUUGGAGUAUAUUUGCAGAUCCGAACAGCCUGUAUUUUCUAAAAAUCCACUAUCGAGAUGAACUUGACAUCGACGAAGGUAAGCAUGUUUUAACUUGUUUUUAAACUAGGAAUUAUUUUGAAUGAAUAAUAAAGCAAUUAAUGAAUUAGGCUUUCGUAGGAUAUAAAGAAUUAGGCAGAUCUUGGAGGGUGUUAUCCACCUUAGCCCGAGAAAACAGCCGACAUUUUGUGAUGCCACCACUGGUUUCCACGCAAAGGAAAACCAAAUGAAUGGUGGAGUCGCGAAAUGACGGCUGUUUUCUCAGGCUAAUUAACUUGUGGCCCUCCCAGUAGUGGACACUUUUCAGUUCGAAUUGGACUUUCAAAAGUGUUGGCUUCCUUGAAGAGAGAGGGAUAACCUGGGUACCUUGAGAAAAAUUCAGCGAAGAAAACCAGCAUCAAGGCCUCAAAUGACGUCGUUGCCGGUACUUGAACCCCGUAUGUCUCGAACCCGAGCUCCAGUGGUCACCAGAAUUGUCGGUGGGAAGCUAAUGCUCUCACCACUAACCAUGCACUACAACAUACCUCUUCCCCCAGGUCCUGAUUUAAAUUCUUGUAUGUUUUCUUCUCUUUGCUUUUCUUUUAAUAGGCUUAAGAGGAUCCUUUUAAUUAAUUCCAAUUGUGCAGCAGGCUUGGCAGCAUGCCUGGGAAAUAUGACGCAGAUGUUUGGCGAUUGGAUGGCAGAUCCUGUGAAAAAACCGUGAGUUUUGUCUCGUUUUAAUCAUUCAAUCAUACCGCGUGUCUAUUCAUUACAUAUCAUAGAUGAUGUCAAAAUUUAAAUGUAGUAAGAACAAAGGAUCGGAAUGGCAACCCAAACACACGCGAGUGUGUCUCCGAUGUUCUUACUUUUGUGACCCCCCAACAGGAAAGUCAAACAAAGUAAGUUUAAACGUAAAAACAUUACUAAAAUCUUCUUAAUCACUCAGACUGUUGCGCAUAGAUUUGGCAGUCUUCUUUUUUAACACGAACAAUUCUAUCGAAAUAAAAUGGUUACUUUGACCGGUAUUCCUUUCAGGGUUCCAGCAGACCUUAAGGCUCCAGUUUAUCAUUAUGGUGUAUUAACUGGAGGCGAGAAAGAAUGGGACUUUGCAUACAGUCAGUUCACUAGCACGAAUGUUGUGUCGGACAAACGGCUUCUGCUCCAUGCAAUGGCUGGCGCGCAGCAACCAUGGCUCAUUGAAAGGUUCUUUACUUCUUUUAUUAAAUCACCUCAUCAAACGUGGGCUAUUCCUUCGAGUUCAAGUGCCCAUCAAUAUGCCUUUGGCAUGUAGAAAAAAAAGGAGCCAAAACAAAUUUGGUUCACCAGAGGGGGCCAGUGGCGCCACCCUCAUACCUUACGGCUAACGCCAAGCUUUUGACAGGGUUCAGGGUCGGACUCACGCUGUUAGAUCGCCCGGUUACGUUUUAUGUGGCUGGACAAAGGUCCUUUCACCUGAUCGUCCUUUCACGAUUCGACAAAACGAGAAUCCAGGUUCUAGCUUUCCAUCUAUGACGUCAUUAGCGUGGAUACACAAGAUCCAUCCUGCAACCCCGAUUCUUUACUGACUUAUUGUACAGAUCUAGGUGGGCUAUACAGUUAUUUGUGGCCGAAACAUCCAAUAUGGAUAUUCUUCUAGCAUCAAGCAAAGUAGGUGAAUGCAAAAAUUUAUUUUACCACUACACUGAUAAAUUUGCACGGGAUUACCAGGGUUAAAAAUCCUUUUUUUUUAGAUUUUGCAUUCUUUUUUCGAGAGAUCUAGUGACUAAUAAUCUGGGACCAGAAAAGUAUUUUUAAUUAGGAUUCGCGAAGAUGGUGCCGUUGGGUUGUUCGUAGUUACGUCGUGUCACUGAUUUUAAAUCAUGUGUUUUCCUCUUCUAUUUUAUACAAUGAUUUUUUAUUAUUAUGUUAUUGUCUUUUUUUUCCCUCACACCCCAAAUAAAAUUUUUCUUUUUUACAGUUGUUGUUAGAUAGCUCUUUUAAAGACUUUUUCACUCAUGUGUUUAUUACUUUUUUCUUGUUUCUACACAUUUUCAUUAAUCAUAAGCUAUUAUCAGUGACAAAAGUAACUGACACACUUUUCUAAAACGCGCACUUUUAUUAACAAUUCCAUUCAUUAUUUAAGAAAGCCUUGAGGGCUUAGAAUACAAUAUUCGUUUGUGGUCAUUUAAUGGAAGCGUCUCAAAACCUUUGUCCUUCAUCCUAAUUAGACCUUUUUUGUCUACUCUGUCACAGGUAUCUUAAUUACGCACUGGACCCUACGAAAAUCGGACGCAGCCACACCUAUUAUGUGAUUUACUCCAUUUCUGAAAGCAAUGCCAUGGGCACUAAUAUCGCAUGGAAUUUUAUUCAACUAAACUGGGAAAAAAUAACAAAAAUGUGAGUACAGAUGCCAGCCAAAUAUUGCAACUGUACAUGAUGUACAUGUCAGAAUAUUAUGUAUUUAUAGACACUCACACCGUUUUUAUUUUGGGUCUUUUUCAAGUUUUUGAUAAAGACCAGUUAACGAACAUUCAUUGAAACUGCUGCAAAGAGCGCCUUAAAAUUAGGAAACUUACCAAAUUUAAGGGCGAUACGUUAUUAAAAGUGAGUGAAGUUAUUGUCGCGAAAUUUACAGACGUUUUUAUAGUGGCAGCUUGAAACUGCUCCCCGCCAACAAACGUCCGUAAAAUUCAGCAUUCUUGCCGAGCUAUAUCUUCGUUUAUUUUCAAGAAAUCAAGUUCAAAUUUGGCACCUUUAAUUAUUAUGACGUUCUUUUCAGCCUUGUUGACGCACUUUCGCAAGCAAGUGGUCCUAGUAAUUGUUGAAAAAACCGUAGAGUGAUCUAUUGUUAUUAUUAUAAUUUUUUUUAACUGUGGUUUUAUCCCCUAAACUUUCAUACUAAAAUAUUUCGAUAACACCCUCUUGAAAUUUGUUCAAACUUUGCAAACACAUCGAACAAAGAAUAAGACGAAUCCCUCGUGAAAAUGAAAUGUCAGAAGUACGUUCCUAUGAAAACUUCGAUGUCAGAUAUCAGUUAUGUAGUAGUCUAGUCAUAACAGUUUUUCUCGAAGACUGUGGUGACUGUCUUGCGAUAGUUUUGUUACUUGAGACGCGAAGGGAGUUACUAAAAAUUCCAAUCAAGUCACCUUAAACAGCUUUAUUAAUUAAAAUACCUGCGAAAAUCAGACCCUUGAGUAUAUCCUAGCCUCCGAAAUGUUACGAAGUGGCUUUAUUAGUGUUGCUGGCACCUGUUAACUAUAAAGACUCUUCAAAUAAUGAAUAUGUCUUAACUUAAACAUAUAUAGUAUUUAUAUCAGAGUGUCUGGGUUAUAUACUGGAUUUUUUUAGCUUCUUUUGUAUCCAGUCGAUUUAAAUUUUCUUAAAACAUAGCCAGUCUUAACGUCUUAUUGAUGCUGACAGUUUCGAUGACUGUCAGCCAUCUUUAUCAAAACUUGAAAAACAUUAAAAGUGUAAGAAGCCUUAAAUAGGCUUCUGAAGGUGUUAAUUAUUGCGAUAAACGCGUAAAGUCACUCUGUAGACGCCCCCCUCCCCCCCUGGUUUGGGGGUGGAGAUCAUUUGUGUCCAUAUGGGAGAAAGCUAAUAGGCUCCCUCGUCCCUGUUCAUAAUGUUUUUCAAGUUUUGAUAAAGAUGGCUGACAGUCAUCGAAACUUUCAGCCUCAAUAAGACGUUAAGACUGGCUAUGUUUUAAGAAAAUUUAAAUCGACUGUUUAACUUCACUAGUCUAAUGAACUUCUUCAAGAAUUCAUUUGUAUCCGUAUAUCCUAGGUUUGGAGGUCCAUAUAAAACACUGAGUGGCUUUGUUCCACUUUUUUCCAAGCGAUUCUCAACAGAGUACCAGCUACAAAAGGUACGAGAAGUUUAUCACCUGCUUUUCAUACAGCGAUUUCUUAAAUAAAAUCACCAACACAACCGUUAAAAACCCUUACUACGAUCAUGUCAAUAAACAACAGUCUCAUUAAACCGACUUUUUGCAUUGGUUACGAGACGGACACGAGCUAAAUGAGAACAAUCGCGCUAAGUUAAUAACUUAUCUUUCAGCUUUUUUUAAUUGUUUUGUUACAGUAAGUUUAAUUAGUACACAAGGUAGCCAAAAAAGGGAUAUCUUAUUAGGCAGGAUAGUUAUAUUUCAGUGCUUGCAAUUUUUUAUGAGUUAUAAAAAGCAAUGGAAGGAAAACGCUCUUAAAAGACAUUUAAGUCAUCGCAAUGUGAAAACACUGAAGUAGCACAAGAAAUAAACAAUGAAAACCGUACAAAAACUUUCAGCAACUUCUUGAUUCCCUGAAAACGGUAUCAUUAUAGUUUUAUUUUAUUUUAUUAUUUAUUUUACUUUAUUUUUGUUUGGGGGGGGGGGGAGAAUACGUUUAAGCUAAUCGCUAGCAAAUUCUUUAAGUAUAUAUUUUCGCGUAACUGUGGAGAAAUGUACAUCAAGUAACUACUGCGCCCUUCAAGCGUACUAGUUCAGCCGUAGUUGACGCAUGAUAGCAAUAAAUUCAAUUUUUUUUUUCUUUCAGCUCCAGGAUUUUAUCGCUAGUGUAGUUAAAGGUGGACCUUUAUCAUGGAGUGUUCAACAGGCCAUAGAGAGAGUCAAAAUUAAUAUUCAGUGGAGAAAAACAAACGAAAAGGAUGUAGAAAAGUGGCUGAUGGACUAUUUCAACAGACCCAUGCAACCAACCUUCGGCCCUCCAGCAAAAUGAGGAUAUGUCGUUAUUCAAGACUUAUAUUUAAAAAUUAUUCCUCGAGCCCGAAUGGGCUCUGAGUCAAUAGCCAUGAGGCCGAAGGCCGAAUGGGCUAUUGACUUUAGUAAAAUCUAACUAGUUGGUCAAAAAUAUCGAGAAUAAAAAAAUUUUAGCUAGUCAAAGCCUGCUCUUUUCGCUACUAGGGGGCUAUAACAUAUAACCUAGUAGUAGCUCAACCAAUCAGGAUGCAGCAUUGAUUAUAGACCACCAGUUGGAUUUUACUAAUAGCUAAUAUUGCCAGAAUUAAGCCACGCGUCAAGAUUUCAGGGCACAUAAGUGUUAGCCUAAGAAAAUAGCCAACAUUUUGGGGAACACCUCUGGUUUCCCCACGAAAUUUCAGUUUUUUUCUUAGGCUAAAAAUUAUGUGCCCCGAAAACCUGAUGGACGGCUUAAUUCUGCAUGUUAUUGUACCAUGAUGAAUUUUUGUCUGCCUCUACGGCGACCAGCUGCAGUGUCGCAGUAAAAAAUCUACCCGUAUGCUAAAAAAGAGGGGUGGUGACCAAAACCUCUUUCUUCAAGACAAUCUUGUUCCCAGGUUCUUUCUCCUAACUCCCCUUUCUAGCUCCGUGGGGCGGGUAGGAGAGAACCCUGGUAACGAGGUUGUCUUCACGAGAGCUUAGUCUGUUGACUUAGCUCUACACGCCGUUUGUUUAAUACCCAAGGGCUUGUGAUCUACUGCCAAAUAUAUCAUAUCAAUUAAUCUAAUUGCACAGUUAUAACGUGACAGCUUUCUUUCUUUAUUGCUUGAAGAUUAAGUUUUUUUGUGCCAUUAUUUAGAAUGUAAGCAAGCUUUUGCAUUUCUUUAAAACUGAUUUUGUCAACUUAUCAGUGGUCUGACCUUUGCCCUGAGUGGUUUCGUUAAUUUCUUAUUUAAUUUACGGAAAACUCCGCGAGCGAGUCCACCAGUGUGGGUAUUGCCUAGAGGACGAUUCAGUCAGUCGGCUGACUCAGACUUUUCAGCUUUGCUAUGUACUGUUGAAAAAUACUGUAAGAUCUAGGCCAAUCUCGUUUCCAAAUUACGGAGUGAGAUCUGGGAACGAGAUUAGGUGCCAGGCGAGAGCCGGUAGCCCGGCUGCUUAUCUUAUGCAUGUCUUGUGCGGUGAAACGCCAUCCCGAGGAAAGGGCAUAGCAGAAAUAUGAUAUUGAACUACAUUAAAAACUGAAAUUACAACAUACAAACUUAGAUGAAGACGGAUGGGAGCAAAAACAUUCACCGCCGCAGAAUGACACAAAAUCCUCUGCCAUUCAAAAAGCUGUAAAUAACACAUUGCAGCUGUAGUAUGUCCCAUAUCCUCCUCUUCUCUCAAUCGUGCCGUCAGAACAUUAUUUCAUCCCUGACCAAUUUGUUACCAAUUAUUUCUGUCGUCAGACAUUUCAUUUUAACAAAACUUAACUUGGCUAUUUGAGUAGCAAUAACAACUAGAAUUACUUAUAUUUUAAAGAAUUACUUAAAAGUUGAGUUUACUGGUUAAGUAUUUACUAACAUUCAGCCUACUUAGAAACUCAUGCGAUCGUACAUUUCAAACAAUCAAAUAAACGCUGGGACUGAAAUUAUAAAGCUGUUGUUUACAAUCCUCGAUUAACACCUGCCGAAUUAAGGCGGAAUUUAUUUUUCCUUUGCGCCCUCCAUUGACGAGUUGAAAGCAACGCAUUGAGAAUCUGUUUAAAUACAGGC